Messenger RNA from Argiope bruennichi, 1086 nucleotides. Its product is annotated as protein ABHD11-like. The coding region runs from base 95 to 1027 and encodes 310 amino acids. The transcript has 7 exons. Lineage: Eukaryota; Metazoa; Arthropoda; Arachnida; Araneae; Araneidae. The record is from RefSeq and is a predicted model, not a curated record.
AGAACUACUACAUCAGGUUUCUUUUAUACUUUGAAAAAUAAUUUUCAUUUCAUUGCUUUUCCGUAGAAGUUGUUGGUUACGAGUAAGGCUGAAAAUGUUGCUGCUUUCGAUUCUGGUUUGCUUUUCUUCACUUCUUCAAGCAUCGUUAUCGACUCCUAUCUUGGCUACAAAACCAAAACCCGUGGACCUUGCAUUCACUUGCAUGGCAGUUUUUGAUGCAAAAGAAACGGACUUCAAACUCGACAGCGUGCCUGUUAUCUUGCUCCACGGAAUGACAUUGAAUAAAGAAACCUGGCACGGUAUCCUUGAACUCAUAGCUUUAGAUACGAAAAAGAAAGUUUGCGUCGCAGAUUUACGAAAUCAUGGACAAAGCCCAUGGAAUGACAAGGAGUAUGAUGUUAUAGCUAUGACCGAAGACGUAAAGCAUUUGAUGGAUCGAAUCAAUGCUCCCAAGGCUAUUUUGCUCGGUCACAGUUUGGGUGGCAAAAUAGGUGUUCACUUAGCCUUAACAUACCCAGAACGAGUGGAAAAACUAAUCGUGGAAGACAUGAGACCGAAUGGUCAAACCGAAGACAGCUUAAAAGGAGCGGAAUCGUUUGCUCGCUUGUUGAUAGAUCUGGAAAAAUACAUACCGCAAGGAGUCACGGAAAGAGAGGCGAAGGAAGAAUUCUUAAAAAUUAUGAAGGAGAGUCUAGCGAAGAUAAAUGUCACUUAUGAAAUAGAUGACCUAACUUACAUACCUGUCAAAUGCUCAGAUGGCAAAUGCAAGCUAAGCGUAAAUCCUGUAAUUCUGGAGGUUGUGGCGAGGAACAUUUUUGAAUUAUUAAACGAAAGUUCUGGCCGUUUUGAUGGACCAGCACUUUUCAUUUAUGGAACUGAAUCGGGUCUUAGAGUAAAUGAAGACGAGAAAAACAUUAAGAAGUUAUUUCCUGCUGCCAAACUCGUUGGGGUGGAAGGUGCAGAUCAUGUUGUGCACACAUCUAAGAAAUUCAUGAGAGAAGUCAUCAAAUUCAUCAACAGUAAAUGAAAAAUGGAACUCCCAUUUGUGUAAAAUAAUAAUUAGAAUAAAAUUGAAAUCCACUCAAA